CGCGAGCCAGCCAGUCACCCACUCACUCCCUCGCUCACUCCCUCCGUCACCAAGCAACCACCGACUACUGUACACCGUAAGCUGAGGCUGAGUCGCGCCGCGCCAUGACGGCCACUGCCACUCGACUCCACUCGUCGCCCGCCAGUGUCAGCGCGGGGCUGCCGCACAACCACCAACUACGGAAAAAUCAAGUCCCUCCCAGUAUUGAUUCGAAGCCCUAGAUGUACAGACAGGGCCCCCGCGGCCACAAAUAUCCAUCGGAUCAUGGCGGAACUUGCCUUCCAUCGCCUCGAGUUCCGCCCGACGUCGACCCUGUUAUGCCGCCAGUGCCAGAGCGCCAAACACCCUCUAGCACCCGGCUUCGGCCCUUCUCUAAUAUACACUCAUGGUACCUCCUCGCCCCAAGCAUAACGUGCGUCGGUGUUAGAGAUGCCUUUCUUCCUGAAACCGCGCCCUCAACAACACCCCGGCUGUUUCUUUGGUGCCCACGCGCCCCUUUCUGCGCAUACCGAGUCCCCGCCUAUCCGUCCAACUGCCGCUCUACGAACAUGCCACCACGGUAUCCACUUGGCACACGCAAGCCACGCCCGGUGGCUGUUCUGCUUUUUCUUAUUUCCGCGGCCACCUAGACUCAUGACACGGUCCUCCCACCCCAAAAAAAGAAGCGCACAAACCCGUAAAGCAAAAAAUAAAAUAAAAAACAGUACAAAGGUCGUGCGGACCUUCGUUCGUCCGUCUCCAUGUCUGAUCGCAGGAGUUUAAAAAAAAAACAAAAAGGUACGUAACCAACUAGCUAGCGGACACCAUGUUUUCGGACUACUUACGGGGUAUUUUCCACUAAGACAACCCACGCGGCGCCACCACCUCCACCACCUCCACCUCCAAACACCUGUCAUGGCAAUCAGGUACACGUUCGAAACAACGCCACAAAACAAUUGGCCCUGUACAUACGUAUGACGUGAAAUCCUGUUUCUAA
This is a messenger RNA of Exserohilum turcica Et28A, 976 nucleotides long. RefSeq lists its product as uncharacterized. Bases 222 to 629 code for a protein of 135 amino acids. The transcript has a single exon. NCBI's taxonomy places the organism in Eukaryota, Fungi, Ascomycota, Dothideomycetes, Pleosporales, Pleosporaceae. The record is from RefSeq and is a predicted model, not a curated record.